UUUUGCACAAGAAGUACUAAUAUGUAUUCUUUCAGUUUUCCUCCAGGUUUUGGCUUGGGGUCAAUUGGCAUUAAUCGCUGCUGCUAGCGAAGCACUUCCUGCUAUUAUGGCAUGUGUUCUUCUUAGCAACGUUGGAGCAUCCAUUACAGAAGUUGCCAAAGAUGCUCUUGUGGCCGAAUAUGGUCAAAGAAACAGAAUUCCUGGUCUACAAUCUUAUGCAUUUAUGGCUUCAGCUGCCGGUGCUAUUUUAGGUAAUUUGAUUGGAGGAUAUUUCCUACUCAAAACACAGCAACCUAAGUUAAUGUUUCUAGCCUUUUCCGCUCUGCUUGCUCUUCAACUAGCAGUAACUUCAGCUACCAGAGAAGAGUCACUUGGUUUAGCUCAAUCAUUAAAUUAUUCUGCUGCUAGGGAACCAAUCACGGAAAUAUUUCGAAAACAGUAUUUGGAUCUUAUGGUAGCAGUUAGAGAAGAAAGUAUUGCUCGUCCUCUUAUAUGGAUUGUUGUGUCCAUUUUAGCCGUCCCAGCCCUCUCCGGAUCUAUCUUUUGUUAUCAGUCACAAUGCCUAAAUCUUGAUCCAUCAGUUAUAGGGAUGUCAAAGGUGAUAGGCCAUAUGAUGCUUCUAUCUUUGACAGUCUUGUAUGAUCGGUUUGGCAAAAGGGUUCCAAUGAGAAAACUGAUUAGCGUCGUGCAGAUUACAUAUGCUGCUUCUCUUCUUCUUGACCUUGUACUUGUAAAGCAGCUUAAUCUCAAAUUGGGAAUUCCAAAUGAAUGGUUUGCUCUUUGCUUCUCGGGUCUAGCAGAAACUAUUGCAAUUUUUAAGCUCUUGCCGUUCUAUGUGCUGUUUGCAAGUUUGGCUCCAUCUGGCUUUGAAGGAUCUCUCAUAUCUUUCUUGGCGUCGGCUCUGUGUUUGUCUUCAAUAUUUAGUGGGUUUCUAGGUGUUGCCCUGGCUAAUUUCCUUGGUAUAACGUCCGGUGACUACUCAAAUCUGCAUAUUGGGAUACUUAUCCAGUUUAUUGCAGCACUACUGCCGCUGGGAUGGCUCAGUUAUGUCCCUAUGGCUCAACCUGCAUCUGAAAAGGAAAGGAAGAGAAGUGUUAGUAAAAGAACGAGAAAAAACAGAAGGGUAGGGAAAGUAGUUGUUGAUUCAUUCUAUUCUUAUAGACGCAAAAGAGAAUCUGAUUUAAUGAGAUGAGAAUUUUGUAGCUAGCUGGCAAAUAUUCAGAGUUCAAGAAAAUUUGAGUCAUGUCUUAGUCUACCGAUGAGGAAUUGGUGAUGAGGACAGACAACUCAUGACCAGUCUCUGGUACGUUAUGAAAUUCACCUGUUGCAGUGAUUUUGAUAUGGUGUUUCUUGCGAAGAGUUAUAGCCAUGCAGCUGAUUUCUUGGAUUAUUUCUGGGCUCUGCUAAGAAGCGCAUUUUCUACUAGAGCAGAUGGAAGAAAGAAAAUGUAGCCUAUUGACAUUGUGUAAAAUGUUACUUGCAUGAUCUAUUAAUCAUCUGAGUCACAGAGAGUCCAGCGGGUGUCGUUUCCAGAUCCGUAUACGCACUCCUCACUGAUCUGAAGGCCGGUUUUGAGUAGGAUUCCUCGCACUGUAUUGCUGUUUGCAGAUGAUAUAGGCACUCCUCACUGAUCCGAAGGCCGGUUUUGAGUAGGAUUCCUUGCACUCUAUUGCUGUUUGCAGACGAUUGCAGUCUGACAUGCCAAUUUGCUGAGAUUAAAGCAUAUUUCUGAAAGAAAAGGUGAAGAAUUUGAAUGUGGUCACUGACACAAUACUGUUUUUGCAUUGGAAGGUUAGAUGUUCAGUCAUUGAGCUUGUCCAAAGAAUUAAAAAAGGAAAGGAACUAACAGAAGAGAAAAGGUUGCCAGGAUUAAUAUUAACGUUUGGUGAUUUCUUUUUGUCUACCUUAACCUUGGUGUGCAGAGUUACUCGAUACUUGUGUUAGUGGAGAUAGCAGAUACUUGGUGAACUAGUCGAGGUGUGCGCAAGUUUUUUUCCGGAAGCCACUCUUAUAAAAAAAAAGGAGAAAAAAGAGGGCUAGGAUGCGCAAGGGUGCUUGUAAAAUUACUAAUCAAUGAAUACAUUACUUUCUUAACUUUCCA
Nicotiana attenuata is the source of this 2101-nucleotide messenger RNA. Its product is annotated as probable folate-biopterin transporter 8, chloroplastic. The record is from RefSeq and is a predicted model, not a curated record. Lineage: Eukaryota; Viridiplantae; Streptophyta; Magnoliopsida; Solanales; Solanaceae. The transcript has a single exon. The coding region runs from base 107 to 1192 and encodes 361 amino acids. Gene Ontology annotation, cellular component: membrane.